Messenger RNA from Seriola dumerili (greater amberjack), 3799 nucleotides. It is a transcript of the gene yes1, whose product is annotated as tyrosine-protein kinase yes. Gene Ontology annotation, molecular function: signaling receptor binding; ATP binding; non-membrane spanning protein tyrosine kinase activity. The coding region runs from base 375 to 2018 and encodes 547 amino acids. Gene Ontology annotation, biological process: cell differentiation; innate immune response; protein phosphorylation. The transcript is spliced from 12 exons. Gene Ontology annotation, cellular component: extrinsic component of cytoplasmic side of plasma membrane. The record is from RefSeq and is a predicted model, not a curated record. NCBI's taxonomy places the organism in Eukaryota, Metazoa, Chordata, Actinopteri, Carangiformes, Carangidae.
UCGUCCGGCUAUUGUUGUGUGUCUUUCAGGGCAACCCCAACCUAUCAGCGAGCGGUGAUUUCUGGAUAUUUUAACUGUUUUGCUUCGCUGUGUCCCCGCCAUAUUAAGCAGUCUUUGUCAGCUGGCGGCGUGUCCUCGUCCUCGUUUUAAAGAAACAUUAAGGAUCCCAGCGGAGGACUUUGGGCUGGUGAAGUAGUUAAUCGGUAUGGGACAGACGGAAGACUGAGAUUCCACGUUAGAGAGACUGCUGGUGUCGGCUGUUUUCUUUUCCUCUCAUUUGUAUUUGCGACGUGAAAUAAAAACGUGCGGAAAAAGAUCACAGGACGCAUGUAGCCGAAGUACAACACUGCUAAGGUCGCUUUCAAGGCUCGACGAUGGGUUGUGUCAGGAGUAAAGAAGACAAGGGCCCGGCGCUGAAGUACCGACCCGACAACUCGAAUGCCACGCCAGUUAACACCCACCUGGGCCACUACGGGCCCGACCCCACCCUGAUGGGUCAUUCACCAGCUAUGAAGACACACAACAAUAGCUACAACAGUCAUGCCGCUGCCCUCACACCCUUUGGUGGAGCGUCUUCGGUCAUGACGCCCUUCGGUGGCGCCUCCACCUCCUUCACCUCAGUGGCUGUGAGCAGUCCCUUCCCCAGUGUCAUCACAGGUGGCGUGACAUUUUUCGUAGCGUUGUACGACUACGAAGCGAGGACGUCGGAUGAUCUGUCAUUCAAAAAAGGGGAUCGCUUCCAGAUUAUCAACAACACGGAAGGCGACUGGUGGGAGGCUCGCUCCAUCAACACCGGACAGAAAGGUUACAUCCCCAGUAACUACGUGGCUCCCGCUGACUCCAUACAGGCUGAAGAAUGGUACUUUGGUAAAAUGGGCCGCAAAGACGCUGAGCGUUUGUUGUUGCUUCCAGGGAACCAGCGGGGAACUUUCUUGGCACGAGAGAGUGAGACGACCAAAGGUGCUUACUCUCUUUCUAUCCGGGACUGGGACGAGGUGAAGGGAGACAACGUCAAACACUAUAAGAUCCGAAAGCUGGACAACGGUGGUUAUUACAUCACCACUCGGGCCCAGUUUGAGACACUACAGAAGCUGGUGAAACACUACACAGAGCACGCGGACGGUCUGUGCUACAGGCUGACGACUGUGUGUCCCACGGUGAAGCCUCAGACUCAGGGACUAGCUAAGGAUGCCUGGGAAAUCCCACGAGAGUCCCUGCGACUGGAGGUCAAACUGGGCCAGGGCUGCUUCGGAGAAGUCUGGAUGGGCACAUGGAAUGGCACUACCAAGGUGGCGAUCAAGACCCUAAAGCCAGGCACCAUGUCUCCAGAGGCCUUCCUGCAGGAGGCUCAGAUCAUGAAGAAGCUGCGACACGACAAACUGGUGCCUCUCUACGCUGUGGUGUCUGAGGAACCCAUCUACAUCGUGACCGAGUUCAUGGGCAAAGGUAGUUUACUGGACUUCCUGAAGGAGGGAGAUGGCAAAUAUCUGAAGCUGCCGCAGCUGGUGGACAUGGCCUCACAGAUCGCAGACGGCAUGGCCUUCAUCGAGAGGAUGAACUACAUCCACAGGGACCUGAGAGCUGCCAACAUUCUGGUGGCCGAUAACCUGGUGUGUAAGAUCGCCGACUUUGGCCUGGCUCGGCUCAUCGAGGACAACGAGUACACCGCCAGACAAGGUGCUAAAUUCCCCAUCAAGUGGACAGCCCCUGAAGCUGCUCUUUACGGCCGCUUUACUAUCAAAUCAGACGUCUGGUCGUUUGGUAUACUACUGACUGAGCUGGUGACUAAGGGCAGAGUACCAUACCCAGGUAUGGUUAAUCGAGAGGUACUUGAGCAGGUAGAAAGAGGGUACCGCAUGCCGUGCCCCCAGGGCUGCCCCGAGUCUCUUCAUGAGAUGAUGAGGCAGUGCUGGAAGAAGGAGCCGGAUGAGAGACCCACAUUCGAGUACAUCCAGUCCUUUUUGGAAGACUACUUCACAGCCACAGAGCCACAGUACCAGCCAGGGGACAACCUCUAGUCUGGGGUAUCUGGGGGGCGAACUCUGGCACUACAGAGAGGUACAUCAGCUGAGAUCAAAACUUGGGACGACAGAGAAGUUCAACGAGGCCGCGAAGGCCUUGCUGAAGCUGCAGAGAAAGAGGUUUUCCAAACUAGUCCACAACCACACUGGCAUACUUGCACAUGCAAGACAAAGUGUUUUCUGAAGUAGAGGUUUGUCCCUUGUAUUUACCUGGGGACCAAAUAUUCGGGGAAGUGUCCAAGUAUGCAGAUUGAUGCUGGUACGUUAAGCUCUGGGAACCCUGCUAAUCAGAAUAAUCCAUAUGGACUGGCCACAACACUGUGAUCAAUAAGAGAGGGAUUUCCUCCUAAUUUCAAAUCUACUUGCAGAUGCACAGUUUUUUACUUUUUUAAAUGAUAAAUUUCCCUUAUCUGCUCCAAUUCCCCCUUUUUAUUUUAUUUUAUUUUAUUUUACAAACACAAUUCUUUGAUAUUGGAGUCAAGAUCUUUUAUAUGUACAUGAGUUUGGUUUGAAUAUGUAGGUUGAUGAGUAUGUUUUUUUUUUUUUUUUUAAGUGACCAACAACUGUGGUUGAAUUGCGAGUAUGUGCCGUGACUGUAAAGCUUUGAUGGAGAAGGGCGAAGUGAAGUAUAUGAAAAAAGGUGAACUGUGUGGAUGCAAGAAUGUACUGAGAGAUCGAACCAGAUGUACAUACAGUAUGUGCAAAAAAAAAAGUAUUUUUAGCAGGUGUGAUCAGGUGGACGAAUGAGAAUAUGAAAGUGAUUUGCAUGAUUCUUUUUAACUCAGUCACUUGAAUGGGAAAUCACAUCAGUUUAUUACACUUGUAUUUUUUUUUUUUUUUCAUUUAAAUUGGGGACUUGAAAUCAUAAAGAGGUAUUUUGAUAUUUUACAGGUGUAAGACAGUUUAACAUUUUAUAAAUGUUUUGAAAUGGACACUUCAGCUGUGAAACUUAAUCUGAAGUUAGCAUCUUGUCUUUUCUUUGUUGCACAACUCUGCUGUAAAUGGACUCUUAACAUAGUUCUCUUUAUAUCGCACACAUCCACACAGUCAAACGUCGCAGCAGAUGAGUCAUCCCAUUUUUUUGAUGGUACGGGGAACUGCUGGAUCUACUCGGUUCACAUCACCAUGUAAAUCAUACAUGCAGCUGUAGGAUUUCUUCCUCUUCUUCUCAGUAAAAUCCCACCAACCCAUGACUAAACACCAGUGUCCUUAGUUCUGUGUCUGCUGGAGGGAAAGUUAUAUCCAAAGCCAACAACUACGCAAAACAAAUCUCUUCAUUUGUAAAUGCGACUAUGCAAAGCCAUCCAGUGAUGUUUACCGCAACGUCUUGAAUGGUGUUUGCAGUGUGUGGAGCUUUCUCUAUGGUUUUAUAAUUUCAAUUCCCAGUGAUGGAGAGGCGAUUGGUGGAUCACCUCUGGAACAAAGUAACUAGACGCAGACAAGGAUAAACACCUUGCACACACUGUGGUCCAGACGGGGCUUGAGUGCUUUUUACAGAGAUUGAGAAUACAAAAGUCCCUUAACACGUUUUUAGAAGUUCUUCCACUGUGUGUGAUGAGAGAUUUGAGAAGAUAGAAUUCAGCAAGAAAGCUCAAGAAUUGGACAAAGAUGUGAACAUUUUUUUUGUCUUUUCUUUCUGUGCGUCACUCACGAGAACCUAAUAUCUGAUUGUUCCUAAAGACGGGGACUUGAACUAGCGGGGAGAUAAUAAUGACAUUACUGAGAAUGGUAACUAAUAUGAUUUUGUACAGAAAAAAUAAAAGAUUUACUCAAAGGUU